Molecule: messenger RNA, 909 nt
Organism: Candidozyma auris
Lineage: Eukaryota; Fungi; Ascomycota; Pichiomycetes; Serinales; Metschnikowiaceae
Gene: PHB2
Product: prohibitin subunit PHB2
Exons: 1
Coding region: 1-909 (302 amino acids)
Biological process (GO): mitochondrion organization
Cellular component (GO): mitochondrion; membrane
Source: RefSeq, a predicted model, not a curated record
AUGAACGAUCCAAAUUGGCAAAGACUCUCCAAUGAGUUGAGGCGUCGCGCGGCUAAGGCACGCACUGGCGGUGGCGGUCCCCCAAAAAUGCCCAUAGGGGGACUCUUUUCCGUUGGAGGAGUGAUUCUCGCCUCAGCAGCUAUCUACGCUGUUGGAAACUCUCUCUUCAACGUUGAUGGUGGUCAGAGAGCCAUCGUGUACUCUCGUUUGAGCGGAGUCCAGUCUCGUAUUUACCCAGAAGGUACCCAUUUCGUGCUACCUUGGUUUCAGAGACCUGUGGUGUACGAUGUGAGAGCUAAACCAAGAAACGUUUCGUCAUUGACAGGUACCAAGGACUUGCAAAUGGUAAAUAUCACAUGUCGUGUUUUGUUUAAACCAGACGUGAUGGAAUUGCCCUCAAUCUACAGAACUUUGGGUAAAGAUUAUGACGAGAAGGUGUUGCCAUCGAUUGUGAAUGAAGUAUUGAAAUCUGUUAUUGCGCAGUUCAACGCCUCGCAAUUGAUCACACAGAGAGAGAAAGUUUCCAGAUUAGUCAAGGAGAAUCUUGUGCGUCGUGCAUCGAAGUUCAACAUUUUGUUGGACGACGUUUCGUUGACGUACAUGACCUUCUCACCCGAGUUCAGUGCCGCUGUUGAGGCCAAGCAGAUUGCCCAGCAAGAUGCGCAAAGAGCUGCUUUCGUGGUUGACAAGGCGAUUCAAGAGAAGCAGCAAUUGGUCGUGAAGGCUGCCGGUGAGGCCAAGUCUGCCGAGUUAAUUGGUGAGGCCAUCAAGAAGUCCAAGGACUACGUUGAGUUGAAGAGGUUAGACACUGCGCGUGAGAUCGCCAGAAUUUUGGCCAACUCUCCUAACAGAAUCCUUUUGGACAACGACACGUUGUUGUUGAACACUGUCGCCGACACCAGAAAAUAA